AUGUCUUCAACGACGGAUGAGCAACUUCUAGAGUACAUUGCUCAAGGGCAUUAUGACAUCGCUCGGUCUAUGAUAUCUGAAAGAAUUAGAAAAUUUCCAAAUAGAGUAUAUUAUAAGAUAUUAUUGAAUAAAAUCAUAUACAAAUCUGAAUCAACUCAAUUAGGUAUUGAAAACAAUUUACAAAUACUAAAAAAUUUACCAAAUGAUUCAAACUCAAUUUUGACAUUAAAUGAAUUUUUCACAGAGUGUGGAAUGGAAAAAGAAGCAGAUUUAUGUUUUGAAAAUAUCAUCAAGAAGUAUCCUAUAAAGUCCAAUGAAAUUUGUUUCCUAUGGUUUAAUAAUUGUAUUGAUACAUUAGAUUUAAAGAAAUUCAACAAAAUUUUCUCAUAUUUAAACAAAAGUAAAAUAAAGAAGUAUAUUUAUUGGUACAGCUUUAGUUUUUACUUAUUAUAUCAACAACAUAACGACGAAGAAUCGAAAUUGAAUUUAUACAAAUCGUUUGGUAAAAAAUUAAUUGAGAAUGAAAAAAUUCAAAAUAAUCAACAAUUAUAUGUAUAUACCAGGUUUUUGAUACUAGAUGAAGAUUAUAAGACUAUUGAAAAAGUUUUGGAAGAAAUUAAUUUCCCACUAGAUCUAGAAAUGCAGUUAUUAUACCUAGAAUCUACAAAGAGAAAUGAAAGUUGGUCAAAAUUAUUUGAAUACACCACAAACUCAUUAUUUAAUGACAAAUUUGAUGAUUUUGAUACUUACAAAUUAUGGAUUAGAUCUGGAAAACAUUUGGGUAUGUCGUACGAAGAUUUAAAACAGAAAUUAGGAGAUUCAAGAAAUGAAUUGCUCACUAAAAUAGAAUUAGAUAUACUUUAUGAAAAAAGCAUUGAUGAAAAUGCUGAAAUAUUUUUCAAGCAAUUUCAAAAUAAAUUAUGUUGUUUUCCAGACUUAUCAAAAUAUAAAUUACCACCAAAAUUCUAUGAGGCAAUUAAAGAAUCCUCCGAAUCCAAACCAAAUAAUGCAAUUGUUUUAGUCAAUAAUCAAAAAUUUUUGCCAAAUAGUGUAAAUAGCUGGGACUUUUAUGACAAAAUUAAAACAGAAAGAUCAGAAUUUGAUAAUGAUCCAAUUAAUGAAUUGUUCCUCAUGUCAAUUGAAGAGCAACUCCAAACUCCAACACUUGAAAAUAUUAUCUCAAGUAUUGCAAUUAUAAAAAACCUUUUAAUCCAAGAUAAACACAACUACAAAUUAAAAUUAUUACUAGUCAAAUUAUAUUCACAAUUAAAUACAAAUGACAUGAUAAUUCCAAUAUACCAAUCACUCAAAAUAAAAAUGAUUCAACAUGAUACUUUAAGUUAUUUAUUAACAAAAACAAUCCCAAAUAAAACAUCAUUAGAACAAUUUGUUGAAAUUUUUAGAUUUUAUUUAACUGCAACUCAAGAAAUUAAAGAAACUAUAUAUAAUGGAUUUGAAUCAGAAGUUUACAAUAAAUUAGAAAGUUUUAUAAAUUUUGGUCUUAGAAUAAAAACAUCAUUUUCUUUAUAUUUUGUAUUACAAAAAAUUAUUCAGAUAUCUAUAGUGAUGAAUGAUAAGGGAUAUAUGAAUUAUUUUAAUGAUUAUUUAACUAAAAAUGAAAAAUUGAUUUUGGGAGAAUGGAAAGAUAAUAGAGAUUUUAAAGAAGAACUGAAUGUAAAAAUUUCAACUAACGAUUCAUCUAUAAAAGUUAAAUUGAUUAUAUACAUGAUGAUAAAUCAAUUAAAUGAAGAGGAAAAAGUAAAAAAUCAUUUAAAAACUUACAACAAAUUAGUAUCAAAUACUUCACAUUUGAGUCCUUGGUCAAACUUAAUCUAUAAAAAUUAUUACAACUUGUUUAAAAUUAAAACCAACAUAAAUGAAAAUGAAUCAAAAUCAUUGUACAAUUUCAUAUUGAAAAAUUUAAAAUUUGAUAAACUUAAAACUUUCUUUGUUGAUGAUUUAACUUCUAGUGAAACAAAUUCAAAAUUAAUUGAUUUAGUUGAAUUGAUUCAAAUUAUUAAAUUGCUAUUUUCUAAUAACUCCAAUUCAGAUUAUAAGAUUUUACUCAUACAAUUAAGUACUUUAAUCAAUGAAUUCAAAAAAGAUAAUUUCAUAAUAAACUCACAAAUCAAACAAAUUGAUGAUAUAAAUUUCCAAUUACCAAUUGACUUAGAUAUUCAACCAACACUUGAUGAAAUUAAGGAAUCUAUAACAUUCUCAACAAAAUCAAUACUUAAUAACUUGAAAUAA
This is a messenger RNA of Lodderomyces jiufengensis, 2250 nucleotides long. RefSeq lists its product as uncharacterized. Gene Ontology annotation, cellular component: cytoplasm; NatB complex. Gene Ontology annotation, molecular function: protein-N-terminal amino-acid acetyltransferase activity. Gene Ontology annotation, biological process: N-terminal peptidyl-methionine acetylation. The record is from RefSeq and is a predicted model, not a curated record. Lineage: Eukaryota; Fungi; Ascomycota; Pichiomycetes; Serinales; Debaryomycetaceae. The transcript has a single exon. The coding region runs from base 1 to 2250 and encodes 749 amino acids.